This is a messenger RNA of Nannospalax galili (Upper Galilee mountains blind mole rat), 1586 nucleotides long. It is a transcript of the gene Naa35, whose product is annotated as N(alpha)-acetyltransferase 35, NatC auxiliary subunit. The record is from RefSeq and is a predicted model, not a curated record. Gene Ontology annotation, biological process: N-terminal peptidyl-methionine acetylation. Lineage: Eukaryota; Metazoa; Chordata; Mammalia; Rodentia; Spalacidae. Gene Ontology annotation, cellular component: NatC complex.
AGAAACAUUGGAAAUGUUACUUUCCAUUUUCUCUUUUUAGACCAUCCAAUUAUGAUGGAUUUUGAGCCCCUUGUGAACCAGAGGCUACUUCCACCCACCUUCCCUCGGUAUGCAAAAAUAAUUAAAAGAGAAGAAAUGGUCAACUAUUUCUCAAGAUUAAUAGAGAGAAUAAACUGUGAAGUUGUGAACUUAACCAACUUACAUUGUAUCCUGACCACUUUCCUAGUGGAUAACAAAAAGGUCUUUGGAACUCAUCUCAUGCAAGACAUGGUGAAAGAUGCUCUUCGGUCUUUUGUCAGUCCUCCGGUGCUUUCUCCCAAGUGCUGCCUAUAUAAUAAUCACCAGGCUAAGGACUGUAUCGACUCCUUUGUUACUCACUGUGUUCGGCCGUUUUGUAGUCUUAUUCAGAUCCACGGGCAUAACAGGGCUCGACAGAGAGAUAAACUUGGGCAUAUUCUCGAGGAAUUUGCUACCCUGCAGGAUGAGGCGGAGAAGGUUGAUGCAGCGCUUCACACUAUGUUGCUGAAACAGGAGCCCCAGAGGCAACAUUUGGCCUGCUUAGGAACCUGGGUCCUGUACCACAACCUUCGAAUUAUGAUUCAGUAUCUGCUUAGUGGCUUUGAAUUGGAGCUGUACAGCAUGCAUGAGUACUACUACAUAUACUGGUAUCUCUCUGAAUUCCUUUAUGCAUGGCUGAUGUCAACACUGAGUCGCGCUGAUGGCUCUCAGAUGGCAGAGGAAAGGAUAAUGGAAGAGCAGCAAAAAGGCCGUAGCAGUAAAAAAACAAAGAAAAAAAAGAAAGUUCGCCCAUUGAAUCGAGAGAUCACAAUGAGCCAAGCGUAUCAGAAUAUGUGUGCUGGAAUGUUCAAAACCAUGGUUGCAUUUGACAUGGAUGGCAAAGUAUGCAAGCCCAAGUUUGAGCUUGAUAGUGAACAAGUACGGUAUGAGCACAGGUUUGCUCCAUUCAACAGUGUGAUGACCCCACCACCAGUGCACUCCCUGCAGUUCAAGGAAAUGUCUGACCUCAAUAAAUACAGCCCUCCUCCUCAGUCUCCAGAACUGUAUGUGGCAGCUAGUAAGCACUUUCAGCAAGCAAAAAUGAUACUGGAAAAUAUCCCCAACCCAGACCCUGAGGUCAACAGAAUUUUAAAGGUUGCCAAACCCAACUUUGUAGUUAUGAAGCUAUUAGCAGGAGGACACAAAAAAGAGUCAAAGGUUCCUCCUGAAUUUGAUUUCACUGUUCACAAAUAUUUUCCUGUUGUGAAACUUGUUUGAAAGAGACUGCAGAGAUGACCGUGUCUACUCUUCAGGGGUACAUCCAUAAGUCUUACCACAUACGUGAAGUGAAAUGGAUUUCUUGGAAAAAAACCCAUUAUAAGGAAUAUAUUUAGUUUGACACCUUUACCUGACAUGAGUGAAAACUGCUGUUUUAAAGUGGCUUGUUCUGUUCCAUGGGUGAAACUGGCCUUAAGGAAUGCAUUGAUGAACGUUAUAUGGUUUUAUUACAGACUUCAUUAUAACUCAUUUUUUUAGAAAUGAUUGAGUGACAUAGUGUUUGUAAAGGUUAAUAAAUUUCUUGACAAAAA